AUGAAUUUAACCUCCCCUAAAUCCGUUUGCCAAUUGUCAAAAGGUGUAUUGGAGAAAAUAAUGUUUGGCUUUCGAAUAAAAACUCGCCAAAAUGGCACAGAUUCUCCUAGAGCCGUUGAUUCUCCAGGAGCCCCGGGAACUCCUAAAACAGAUCACGUGGGAGAGAUCGAUACCAGAGCACCAUUUCAAUCAGUCAAGGCUGCUGUUAGUUUAUUUGGUGUAGCUUCCCCUAAGGCCUCCACACCUAUGGUUAAGAAGCCGAAAACUGCUGAAGAGAGAGUUCUUGAGAAGGAAUCACAGCUACACUUGACCCUUAAAGAACUUGGUAAGUGUAAAGAGCAGCUGAAAAAUGCGGAAACUACUAAAUCAGAGGCACUCCAGGAACUUGAAAUGGCCAAGAGAACGCUGCAAGAAUUGACAAACAAGAUCGAAACCAUUAGUAAAUCCAAGCUGGCCGCCAUUGCAGCCACUGAAGCUGCAAAGAAUCGGGCUAAAGCACUCGAGGAAGGGUCCAGCCAAGCCGAACUAGUUGAUGGUGCUCGGAAACAAGAUGUUGACAGUGAAAGAGAGCAAUACAAGGCCUCUACUGCGGAACUCAGUGCUGCAAAACAAGAGCUCGCCAACGUACGACAGGACUUUGAUGCAUCCUUGGAAGUGAAACUAAAUGCAUUCCAAAAGGCUGCAGAUGCGCAACAUGACACCAUAGUGAACAAAGAGAGGCUAAGUGAGCUUACAAAUGAAAUUACAAAAAUGCGCGAAACAGCAGGUCAGGUAAAGGUUACCUCUCUACAAGCACAAGAAGAGCAAACCAAGGCUAUGACUGAAAAAGAAGCUAACUUACAAUCUCUCAGAAAUGCCAAGGAAGAAGUGGAGAAGAAAAUCCUAGCUUUGAAGGAAGAAUAUGAACUUGAAUUCGCGGGGAAUCUUGAGGAGAGGCUGGAAGAAACAACAGAAGCAAUUGAAGUUGUACAAGAGCAAUUGGAAAAUGUCCAUGCUUCGGAUAUGGAUUCUUUGAAAACUGUGGCUUCAGAGCUUGAUGAUGCUAAAAAGGCACUGGAAGAAGUUUCAGAAGAAGAGAGUUCCAUUCGGAGUUUGGUGGAUUCCCUCAAGCUGGAACUGGAGAAUGUGAAGAGAGAUUACUCUGAAUUGAAGGAGAAAGAAGAUAAAAUCGAAUCAGAUGCUCAGAGCCUACAAGAGGAACUAGAUAGAAGCAAAGCCGAGUUUGAAGCUGCUCUAUCAUCAGAAGCUGAAAAUGCAAGGCGGGAAGCGGAGGAGAUGAAGAGACAAGCUGGAGAGCUGAAACAAGAAGCUGAAACUGCGAGGAUCGCUGCAAAGGAAGCAGAGGAAAAGCUAGAAGUUGCACUUAAAGAAGCUGAAGAAGCAAAAGCUGCAGAGAAGAUGGCGGAUGAUCAGAUUCAUAGCUCACCUGCAGCGACUGAUGCUGCUAAUGGUACUAAUUCAGAGUUCAAUAACAAGAUCAAAUUAUCAGUCGAAGAAUUUGAAUCUUUGAGCAAGAAAGCUGAGCAAGCUGGGAAUAUGGCUGAGAAGGAAGAGGCUGCUGCCUUGGCGGAGGUGAAAGCAAUCAAUGAGCGCGAAAAAGAAGCGGUGGAGAGGUUGGAGGCAAGUAUGCAAGAGAUUGAGGAUAUAAAGGCUGCAACUGGGGAUGCAUUGAAGAAGGCAGAGAUGGCUGAUGCCGCAAAAAGGGUAGUGGAGAGCGAACUCCGGAAAUGGCGACAAAAAGAACAAGAGAAAGCAGAGACAGGGAUGUGA
Cornus florida is the source of this 1770-nucleotide messenger RNA. Its product is annotated as WEB family protein At1g12150-like. The transcript has 3 exons. The record is from RefSeq and is a predicted model, not a curated record. NCBI's taxonomy places the organism in Eukaryota, Viridiplantae, Streptophyta, Magnoliopsida, Cornales, Cornaceae. The coding region runs from base 1 to 1770 and encodes 589 amino acids.